AGUUGAAUCUUAAAAUAAAUGAAUAAAUAAAUAACAAUAAUAAUUAAAAAAAAAACCUCAGAAUGAAAAGGACUUUUAAUUGAUCCUCAUUGUAGAGGUGGAUCUAAAAUUUUUAAAAAUUUGUUAAAGCUAUUUGAUUUUGCAAAAAAAAUCAACAAAUAUAGAUACUUAAAUCAGACGCAGAAAAAGCGAGUGCAUUCAGUAUGAGUAGAGGUAUUGAAUUCCGUCACAAAACAAAUCGGACAAAUUAUAUGAAAAACCAAGUAGAAGAAGAAGAAUAAAUCAUCAGAAACUUGGAUCAAUGCAUCAGAGCAGACACCUUGGGUGUCUCAGACGACCGUCGUGAGAAUUAUUAAUCCAAUCUCAUCACCUGAUUCUGCUUCUGCUUCUGCUUCUACUCUUUUCUACGAGAAAUUAACAAACGCAGAUGAAAUAAAUUUUGAAAAAAUUUAAAGAGAAAUGACGCCGACAAUCGACCGGAGAUUUCCAGCGAAAGACAAAGUAAAAGCCUUGGUGCUUGAACGGCCAUUUAAAGCGGUGAUGGAGUUAGAUAGAUCUGGCCUUCGAUUAGGCCUUUCCGCCCUCAGUUUUAUCAGUCGACUGCUGGCGAUUAAUCCUAACACGUCGGCGAAAAAUCAUCGGGUUUGGCAACCGUCCGGCUACUUCGAAGCCUGUCUGCCUGAAGCUAAGAAGUCAUGUGAUCUGAUUUCCCAUGGUACGCUUCACCUCAGCUCCAUCACCCCCUCAAUCACUUUCCCGACGGAAUCAAGUUAUCUCUUCCUCUAACUGAUUGAUUCUUGUCUGAGAUGGUUUGAAAAUUUUUGGUACUAGAUCAAUGUGUUUUAGUUCCUACUUUACUUCCUACCCUUAGUGCGCUGCAUCUAUGUAAUUCGAUUGUUUCAAGUAAAUCGUCUUCUUCUGC
Molecule: messenger RNA, 922 nt
Organism: Rubroshorea leprosula
Lineage: Eukaryota; Viridiplantae; Streptophyta; Magnoliopsida; Malvales; Dipterocarpaceae
Source: the annotation of a GenBank genome assembly